This is a messenger RNA of Peronospora matthiolae, 1902 nucleotides long. NCBI's taxonomy places the organism in Eukaryota, Oomycota, Peronosporomycetes, Peronosporales, Peronosporaceae. The record is from the annotation of a GenBank genome assembly.
AUGUGGACGUCCGACACGGAGCUCCUGGACCUGCGCGAGGUCCGACGUCGACGGGAAGCGUACGCUCGAGCGCUGGACCACCAGAUUGAGCAGCGCCGCUCGCAUCACCAGCAGCAGCAAAAGGAGGAGGAGGAACUGGAGCGCAAACUCGCGCCGAGCGAGCGCGCGCCGUCCAAGUGGCUGGUUGAAGGUGGUCACUCGGACCUGCCAGCGACUGCGGCAUCGCCAUCGUUGGCCCAGAGCGAUGGUCUUUGCGGUGAGAAGAGACAGGAGCGAGGCGUGAAUACGGAGGAAGUGACUCGUGCGGCGCUGUCGCACCCGCGGUUCCGAGUCAUUGACGAGCGCGAGGCGAGCGAGAGGCUGCGUGGACGUGCGCAGCAGAUGCAGUGGAAACAGAUCUUGGACGAGCAAGUGCGGGAGAAGAGGAGGCUGAAGAAGGAGGAAGAAGAAGCGAGGAGACGAAGGGAGGAAGACGAGGUGAAGGAGGAUGUGCGCUGCGUUGAGGAGCAAAAGCAGCAGCAGCAGCAGGAAAAACGAGGACAGUGUGUAUCUGAAGAGGCACGUGAUUCCCGGGCCGGACCUUUGCACUAUGCAUUGUCGUUACCGCCCGAGGUUGUGACAAUGAAACGACAGCUGAACGAUGCUGGACCAAAUCCAUACAACAGGGAACCUGACCGUGGUCAACGUGAGGAUGACUAUGUGUUGUUGGAUCGUCACAGACUUCAGCCGAGUGGAAGUCCAGAUAUUGCAGCAGGCCAAUUGCCUUCUCACACGACCUUGCGAAUGCAAAUGUCACGAGAAGGUAAACGAAGUAGUGAAAACGACGAAUACCGCGAUCUGUUUGAUCGCAGCGAACGCACUAGAAUGGGUGACCGACAGCUACCUUGCGGUGAUGAUACUACGCCGAACUCACAGCAGCCCGUGAUUGGGCCAAGGCGCAUAAUUGAUGAGUACCGCUCGCUGCUUAUGGAGAUUCGUCGUGAACGCGAAGAACUUCGACGUGAUCGGGAUGACGUACGACGUGAAAAAGAUGAGUUGCGCGUGCAGCGUGCGCUGUUGCAGCUUGAAAAUGAAAAAAUGGCUUGUUUGGUGGAUGCACAAAGGGCGCUCAAUGAGCAGCAUCAGGCUGAUCUUCAUUCGCGGCUGGCGCAGAAGAUUCAACAACCGCGGCAGUACCAGGAGCCGGCGAAGCAGCAUCGAUUGUCACCGAUACAGGACAGUGUGUGCGGGAGUUUCGAUCUUCUGAAUCAUCAAGGCCGCGUGUCUGGAACGAAGGUGUACUCGCGACUGAGCCAGAUUCGCCAGGGCCUCAGCGAUCUAAGUAUGCACGACGAGCAUCCUCAGCCAGCUAUGCAAGCGCGACGAAGAAAUUCACCAAGCCCAAUGUCCAUGGCAGAUUUUGUAGCGCCUACACCUAACAAACGAAUGACCAACGACUUUGUGUACUCACCAGACUUCCAGCAAUCGUCACAAAACCGCUCCACUUCGGCGGUGACAAUCGAAAACGACGGUAACGAGAUGGACCGGUCUCUGGCUGGCGAGAGCGUCUUUGUCCCACUGAGUCCCAAUUCGUCGAAUCACAUCAACAACGGACCGGCAUCGCGGACUGCUUCUCCCUUGACAUCAGACAUCAAUAGUUGUCCUACGAAUUAUCUUGAAGGCAGUCGCGUGAUAGAAAGCCGGGGCUUUUACGACUUCCACCAGAAGUCUAAGAGUCGUGAAAAGGCUGACAUUUUCGUCAAUGGAUCAAUCACUGGUAGCGGUAUCGCUUUGGAUCAUGAUAGCAGGUCUGAUGGCAAUGAUGCCGGUAACGCAGAGGACGAGCUCAGUCAGUCGACGACGAUAGCGGAGCCAUCACGCUUAGCAGCCAGCAGCAACUUUGUCCAGGGACAAGGCCUGUAA